This is a messenger RNA of Symbiodinium sp. CCMP2456, 1458 nucleotides long. The record is from the annotation of a GenBank genome assembly. NCBI's taxonomy places the organism in Eukaryota, Dinophyceae, Suessiales, Symbiodiniaceae.
AUGGCCUGGCCAAGCAUCGUUGCUUUUGGCAAGGAUGAGUCUUCCUGGUUCCUCAAACUUGACGAUCCCACUGGACAUUGGUCCUCUCACGUCGGUUACAUCCCAGAGGAAUUGAAGACUGUGCUUGAGCCUGGUGGUUUAAUUCACGAAGUCGCUUUAGGGCCGGAUGGGGAGUGGUUCAUAAUUUUGGAUGAUGCGGACCGGUCAACCUUUUUCGGCAACACGUCCGAUUUGUUUGCUGCGGCGCUCCAUGCCACGAAGAACUCGGAUGGCAAGAUGCAGAUCUCCUGGGUUGCCUUUGGCCCACAGCAGUCGUUUUUUGUUCACCGCAUGGAUGGUGAGCCAUUUUGGCACGGCCUCCCAAAAGAAUUAGAGGAGCUGGUGGCGAAACGCCCACGGGAGGUGAAGCAUCUCGCGUUGGCUCGUCCCACAGGUUGGUGUGUGCUCUUCCACCACGGUGUUUGGAAGUGGCGCUUGCCACCAGAACAUGGGCUUUCAGACUGGCUGAAAAGCUCCGAGGUUUACACAUUGAAUCAUGUGUACUUCGGAAAUAAAGGCGAGUAUUUCAUCGAGACAAGGCAGCGUGCGCAGUGGAAUGCAGGAGAUUCGCUCAGCGAGGUCUUGUCGUAUUACUGCAACAGAAGCUCGCGAAAGGAAAAGGUCAAAUCAGCCCUUGCCGAGGGCACGACUUUGCCGCAAGAACAUGCAGAGCUCAUGACAGUUCUUAUGAAGGUGCUUGAGGAACAUCGUGAGGAUUGCUACUUCGACCAGCUCCUGGAAGCGAUCAAGAGCAAGCUGCUUUUCGAUCCGCAAUUCACCCGGCUGUAUUCCUUCAAUCCUGCCUGCUAUGGCCAACGAGGAGGAUACCCAUACUUCAAGCCAUGCGGAUGGCGUAGAUGUUCGCUUGCAAUCGACAAGUUCGAAGAGUAUUCAGGUUGGUGCAUCGCAUAUCAUGGGACAAGUUGCCAGAAUGUCGCAUCCAUCAUGCUCCGCGGACUCCGACGGCCAGGUGAUCAAGGCGUCUGUGUUGCGCAUGGUCAGGCUUACAGCACCAGCCACCGCACUAUUUACGUCAGUCCAGCAAUUGAGUACGCGGCUUUUCCAGUUUAUGCAGAGUUCUUGGAAAUUGAGACGAAUCACUGGGCACAGCUUGUUCUUGAGUGUCGUGUUCGUCCAGGUUCAUUCGUAGUGAAGCCUGGAUCUUUGGGGAAUAAAUAUUGGCCACCGCAUCUUCGCAUGGACCAAAACUUCGAGACGAAUUCUGAGCUGGAGUGGCUGAUUGAGGCCCCGGAGGAUGUCGCGUUCACUGGGCUCAUGAUCCGAGAGUUCGGAGACGCAGCAAGCGAAGAGGUCUACGGAAGCUUGGUGCGCCAAGUGACCGUGGGAAGCCAUGGCCCACAGUUUGAAUGGACAAAGCUGCGAGCAGCAGAGAGCGAGCGAUUGCAGUAUUAUGUCUGA